AUGGAGCGCUUCAGGAACUUGCUGGGCGGCGGCGGCAUGGGCCUUGGGGGAGCUGCGCCCGGCACGGACAACACAAACCUCAUCGAUAACUCAGAGACCGUCUACAUCUCGUCCCUGGCUCUGCUCAAGAUGCUUCGGCACGGCCGCGCCGGCGUGCCCAUGGAGGUCAUGGGCUUGAUGCUGGGCGAAUUCGUGGACGACUUCACCGUCAAGGUCAUGGAUGUCUUUGCCAUGCCCCAGAGCGGCACGGGUGUCAGUGUAGAGGCCGUCGACCCCGUCUUCCAGACCAAGAUGAUGGACAUGCUGCGGCAAACGGGGAGGCCCGAGUCCGUCGUGGGUUGGUACCACUCGCAUCCUGGCUUUGGCUGCUGGCUCUCUUCGGUCGAUAUCAACACCCAACAGUCCUUUGAGCAGCUGAACCCCCGCGCCGUGGCCGUCGUGGUCGACCCCAUCCAGUCCGUCAAGGGUAAAGUUGUCAUCGACGCAUUCCGCCUUAUCAAUCCUCAACUCCUCAUGAUGGGGCAGGAGCCUCGACAGAGCACAAGCAACCUGGGACACCUGAACAAGCCCUCCAUCCAGGCGCUCAUUCACGGCCUGAACCGCCACUACUACUCAAUCGGCAUCAACUAUCGCAAGACGGCGCUCGAGGAGAACAUGCUGAUGAACCUGCACAAGCACGUGUGGACCGAGGCCCUGCAGAUGGACGACUUCCGGACAGAGGGCGAGAAGAACAAGGAGCGGCUGCAGAGACUGGUGACCCUGGCAGACGGCUACGAGAAGCGCGUCAAAGAAGAGACGGAGCUCACAAAGGAGCAGUUGAAGACGCGAUACGUCGGCAAGCUGGACCCGAAGAAGCACUUGGAGGACGUCGGCCAGGAGCUGAUCGAGGACAACAUCGUCUCGGUGUCGCGGCAGAUGAUUGACAAGGAGGCGACGAUGCCGAAGAAGGACGCCGGGCACGCUAAUGGCGAGCGGAUGGACGUCGAAGAGGAUCUGUAG
Purpureocillium lilacinum is the source of this 999-nucleotide messenger RNA. Its product is annotated as multicatalytic endopeptidase. NCBI's taxonomy places the organism in Eukaryota, Fungi, Ascomycota, Sordariomycetes, Hypocreales, Ophiocordycipitaceae. Gene Ontology annotation, cellular component: proteasome regulatory particle, lid subcomplex. Gene Ontology annotation, biological process: protein deubiquitination; proteasome-mediated ubiquitin-dependent protein catabolic process. Gene Ontology annotation, molecular function: metallopeptidase activity; protein binding; proteasome binding. The record is from RefSeq and is a predicted model, not a curated record.